AUGCGUCGCUCCUCGCAGCUGGGAGGCGGGCAGAACCGCAUCGACCAGCAGCACAGCCGCGGAAAACUCACUGCUCUCGAGCGUCUCGGACGUCUUAUGGACGAGGGCACCUUUCAGGAACUGGACCCCUUCGUAACCCACCGGACCACCGAUUUUGGCCUGGGCGAUCGACGCCCCCUGGGUGAUGCCGUGGUCACCGGGUACGGAAAGGUCGAGGGCCGCCAGAUCUUUGCCUUUGCCCAGGAUUUCACCGUCAUGGGAGGCUCCCUCUCCGAAGCGGUCAGCCAGAAGAUCUGCAAGGUCAUGGACUUGGCCGCCAAGGCAGGCUGCCCGGUCAUCGGGCUCAACGACUCCGGCGGCGCCCGCAUCCAGGAGGGUGCACUCAGCCUGGCGGCCUACGGCGACAUCUUCCUCCGAAACACCCUCUACUCCGGCGUCGUCCCCCAGAUCACCGUCAUCGUCGGCCCGGCUGCGGGCGGCGCGGUCUAUUCACCGGCCAUAACCGAUUUCAUUUUCAUGGUGAAGGAAAUCGGCCAGAUGUACAUAACCGGCCCCGACGUAAUUCGGGCGGUGACCGGCGAGGAGGUCGGGCACGAGGAGCUUGGCGGUGCGGCCACCCACGCUACCCGCAGCGGUGUGGCCCACUUCGUUUGCGAGACGGAGGAGGAAUGCCUGAACGAGGUGCGCCACCUUCUCGGUUACCUGCCCGGCAACAACGUCGACGACCCGCCCCAGGAUCCGGCCGACGACCCUGCCGACCGCCGCGAGCCGGACCUCCGCUACAUGGUCCCCGAGGACCCCAGCCGACCCUACGAUAUCCGGGACGUGGUGUACAAGGUGGUGGACCACGAGGAGUUCAUGGAGGUACACCAGAACUUCGCGCCCAACAUUGUCGUCGGCUUUGCCCGAAUGAAUGGCAAGCCCGUGGGUAUCGUGGGCAACCAGCCGGCCUAUCUCGCUGGCGUGCUGGACAUCGACGCCUCGGUCAAGGCUGCUCGAUUCGUGCGGUUCUGCGACUGUUUC
Geodia barretti is the source of this 1023-nucleotide messenger RNA. Lineage: Eukaryota; Metazoa; Porifera; Demospongiae; Tetractinellida; Geodiidae. The record is from the annotation of a GenBank genome assembly.